UGCAUUUGCCACAGUCACAUAGCUGUUUGCCCUGUGGCCGCGUGUAAAAAUUAUAGUUUUCCGCAAAAAUUUCCAUUAGUUAAAUUCUGUUUAGUUAUGAAGUUGCAAGCCUUGAACAGCGCGCUUUUUUCAUGCAGCAUUUCAAAAAUUGUUGUAUUUGUUUUAGUUGCGAGCGCACCAAUCGCCUGGGGUUGGCGCUCUUUCAAUGUCAUCUUUACUUCCUUCCCCUACCAGUAUAAUACCGAUCUAGUUGACGUCAAGAUACAGAUAAAAAACAAUACUGACGACACCUGCCUCGCUGUGGUGUUUCAACUGAAUGAAGAACUCGAUGAUGUGUAUCUCAAGUAUGCCAUCUCUUUGGAGAUGGAACAGGCCAAUUAUACAACAGUUGUAAAUCGUUCGGUGAAUUUCUGUAAAUUCCUCAAACAGCAUUCAAUGGAUCCCCUGUUGCGUAUCAUUUACGAAGACAUACUAAAACAGGAUAAUUUCAUCAAACGUUGUCCCAUCACGAAGGGUUCUUACACGUUACGUGAAUAUCACAUCGAUGAGGAGAUGCUGCCGAGCUAUGUGCCCGAAGCGAGCUUUUUAGCAGAGAUCAAGCUCACAAUGUCCAAUGGGCAGCAAUUGUUUGAUGGCAAGCUUUACGGGACGAUCGACAAAUCGAAAGGAUUCAACAAUUUAAAAAUGUUUAGUUUGGGUUGAGUUGAGGGAGGCUGU
Messenger RNA from Ceratitis capitata (Mediterranean fruit fly), 717 nucleotides. RefSeq lists its product as uncharacterized. The record is from RefSeq and is a predicted model, not a curated record. Lineage: Eukaryota; Metazoa; Arthropoda; Insecta; Diptera; Tephritidae. The transcript is spliced from 2 exons. Bases 97 to 702 code for a protein of 201 amino acids.